CGCAAAGGCGCCUCCGAACUCUCUCAACUAAAUCAAUGGUGGAGGCGAACGGCACCAGCACCGCCGCCGCGAGGGCGCUGCCCGCGAUCGUCAAGGCUGUCCCCUCGGGCGACACCGUCCUCGUGAUGGGCGCCGACUCGAGCCGCGGCCCGCCGCCCGAGAAGCUAAUCUCCCUUACGGGCAUCACGGCGCCCCGGCUCGCCAACCGCUCGACCGACGACAGCCCGUGGGCGUGGGCGUCCCGGGAUUUCCUGCGCCGGCUCGUCAUCGGCAAGCCCGUCACCUUCGUCAUCGAGGCCCCCGCGUCGACCGUGCCGGGCGGGCCGACGGGCGGCCCUCCUCGUGAGUUUGGGACCGUCUACUUCGAGGGGCUGCCCCUGCAGCAGCACAUCGUCGCGGCGGGCUGGGCGCGGCUCAAGGGCGUGGCGCUGCAGGACGAGGUGCUCGCGCCGAUCGAGGCGGCAAGCAAGGAGGAGGGGCGCGGCGUGUGGAACGAGGCGUCGGCCGCGUCGAGCGUCCGCUCCAUCAAGUGGGCUGGCAGCUUCGACGCGGCCGGCCUCGUCGCGGCGUUCGGGCGGCAGCCGCAGGAGGCGAUCAUCGAGCACGUGCCGUCGGGCUCCUUCCUCCGCGCCCUGCUCCUCCCCGGCUUCGAGCAGGUGACGCUCUCGCUGUGUGGCACGCAGUGCCCGCCCCUCAAGCGCGGCGAGGACGGGGUUGAGGAGGCGGCGCCCUUCGCGCGGGAGGCGCGCUUCUUCGUCGAGUCGCGGCUGCUGCACCGCUCGGUCCAGAUUGCGCUGCAGGGCGUCGACAAGAACGGCAGCCUGCUCGCGGAGCUUCGCGAGGCGGAGCGGCAGGCGAAGGCUGGCCGGCUCCGGCUGUGGCGCGAGUACGUCCCUCCGCAGGCGGCGAGCGAGCUGCUCGGGCGGGUGGUCGAGGUCGUGUCUGGCGACACGCUCGUCGUGGCCGACGCGGCGAACAACGAGACUCGCUACUCGCUCUCGUCGAUCCGCUGCCCGCGCAUGGGGCGCGAGCCGGAGCCGUACGCCGCAGAGGCAAAGGAGGCGCUCCGCAGGCGCGUGCUCUGCGAGAGGGUCCGCGUCACACCAGAGUACCACCGCUCCUUCGAGGGGCAGGGGGGAGGAGUGCAGGAGCGGCUCUUCGCCGCCGUCCUCUUCGACAAAGCGGACCGCAACGCCGCCGAGGCGCGUCGCCUCGCCUCCGUCUCAAAGCACGGCGGCGCCGAGGAGCGGUCCGCGCACUACGACGCUCUCUGCGACGCCGAGGAGCACUCGAUGCCGCGAGGAGGCACUGGGUGUGGGGCGGACGCCAUCGCCGCGAAGAAGGGGAUGCACUCGGGAGCGCCGCCCAAGAAGGGGGCGGCGGUGACGGACCUCUCGCUCCCCGCCUCCAAAGAGCGCGCAAAGUCAUUCCUCUCCAACUUCACGCGCGGAGGGAAGCUGCGCGGCGUCGUGCAGUACGUCCUCUCCGGCUCGCGCCUCAAGGUCCUCCUCCUCAAGGACCACUGCCUCGUCACCCUCGCGCUGGUGGGCGUCCGCUGCCCCGCCUGCGCGCGCCGCGACUCGCCCUCCUCGGGCGAGCCUUUCGGCGACGAGGCGCUCGCCGCGACGCGCGGAUUCUGCCUGCAGCGCGAGGUCGAGGUUGAGAUCGAGUCCGUCAACGACAAGACGGGCAACCCGCGCGGCAGCGUCUUCAACGGCACGCUCAUCCUGCCCGACAAGCGCAACCUCUCGCUCGUGCUGCUCGAGGCGGGGCUCGCCAGCCGCUUCGGCGCGGCGGCCGACCGCUCCGUCCACGCGGCGGACCUCGCCAAGUCGGAGGGCGUGGCCAAGGCUGCCGGCCUCAAGGUUUGGGAGGACUACUCCGAGGAGGCGGCCGCCGAGGAGGCGGCGGCGAACGCGGCGGCCGCCGCGUCGGAGAUGGAGCCGAUCCCCGACGCGCAGAAGCAGCGCGUCGAGCUCACACUCACCGAGAUAGCCGACGGCGCCCACUUUUACGCGCACGUGGCGGGCGACGACACCGUCGCGCGGCUGCACGCCAAGCUGGCGUCCGCGUGCGCCGGCCCGCCGCCCGCGAUGGCCUUCGAGCCAAAGGUGGGCGCGGUCUGCGCGGCGCGCUUCUCGCAGGACAACGAGUGGUACCGCGCAAAGGUGACCAAGCGCGACAAGGGCUCGUACACCGUCUUCUUCCUCGACUACGGCAACUGCGACGUCGUCUCCGCCGAGCGGGUGCGGCCGCUCGACCCGACGCUCGCGCCGUCCGUCCUCUCGGCGCAGGCGGUCGAGUGCCGGCUCGCCCACCUCAUCGUCGACGAGCCGAGCAGCGAGGACGGCGAAGAGGCCGCCCUCCUCCUCGGAGACGCCGCGUGGGGAAAGACAGUCGUCGCGCGCGUCGAGGACCGCGCGUCGGGCGUCUUGCUCGUGACGCUCUUCGACGCGGCGCAGUCGUGCGUCAACGAGAAGCUGGUCGCCGCCGGCCUCGCGCGCGGGCACGUUGGCAUGUGGCGCUACGGAGACAUCGAGGAGGACGACGCGCACGAGUUUGGCUUCCGCAGGCCCGCGCCUGCGCCCGCGCCAAAGGGCAACCCGUGGAAGAAGUGA
This is a messenger RNA of Emiliania huxleyi CCMP1516, 2618 nucleotides long. RefSeq lists its product as hypothetical. NCBI's taxonomy places the organism in Eukaryota, Haptophyta, Isochrysidales, Noelaerhabdaceae. Gene Ontology annotation, cellular component: nucleus; RISC complex; cytosol. Gene Ontology annotation, molecular function: nuclease activity; RNA binding. Gene Ontology annotation, biological process: regulatory ncRNA-mediated gene silencing; mRNA catabolic process. Bases 36 to 2618 code for a protein of 860 amino acids. The transcript has 14 exons. The record is from RefSeq and is a predicted model, not a curated record.